AUGCCCAAGACUUUCUUAAAACAAAAAAAUCGCAAACGUGAAACUUCAAUCAAUGUUGAAUCUCUCAACGAUAUCAAACCAUCAUUUCCUUCGACUUUAACGAUUAGCGACCUAAUCAAAAAAGUCAAUACAAAUAACAAGCCAAAAGUGUUUCCUAACGCUUUUAUCGCGUAUAGAAUGGCGUUAAUGAAAGAAUAUCGUAUUAAAAAUUGUAAAACACCUUCUGUGGGUAAAGUUUCCAAAAUCGCUAAAAAUCAUUGGAAUAUGGAACCCAAAUACGUAAAAGAGUUUUAUGAAUCACUAGUUAAUGAGGCGAAAUUAAUUUAUAAUAAAAAUAAUGUACAAAUCAUAUUGGAUAAACAUGUGAGCAAUGUGGUAAUUAAUCAAGAGAGAAAUGUAAAUUUUGACGUAGGAAGAGAAGAGGAAUAUGUUGAAGUUCAGCAUAUUGACACUAAUUUUAGUUUUCCUAACGCCAGCAGUAAUGACAUGUCCUCUGACAUCACCUUAGUUAAUUCUUCUCAAAAUUUUAGAACCUCGUAUAAUGCGAAUUCAAUACUUAGUGACCGAGAAUACAUUAGAUAUUUGGAACAAACAAUUGACCGUUUACUUGGAAAUUAAUUUACGCUGGCAAAUUUGAAAAC
Molecule: messenger RNA, 641 nt
Organism: Rhizophagus irregularis DAOM 181602=DAOM 197198
Lineage: Eukaryota; Fungi; Glomeromycota; Glomeromycetes; Glomerales; Glomeraceae
Source: RefSeq, a predicted model, not a curated record